AUGACGAGCAUAGUGAGGAAAUUCCAUUACCAUCGGGUCAUUCAGGGCCUCAUGAUUUGGGACAAUGGACAUGAUGAGUUCCGCGUUGUCUUCAUUUCCUCUAGUUCAUGGAAAUGGCGAUUCGACAAUCUUGGGGUCCUUGAUCUUCGUGACGAGCUCACGGACUUGGGACUUGGCUUGAGUGGCUCGGGCGCGAAUUCCCAAAACGAAGAGAGAGACGGAAAUGACCGCUCCUGA
This is a messenger RNA of Penicillium oxalicum, 237 nucleotides long. RefSeq lists its product as uncharacterized. The record is from RefSeq and is a predicted model, not a curated record. Bases 1 to 237 code for a protein of 78 amino acids. Lineage: Eukaryota; Fungi; Ascomycota; Eurotiomycetes; Eurotiales; Aspergillaceae. The transcript is spliced from 2 exons.